Molecule: messenger RNA, 3034 nt
Organism: Solanum pennellii
Lineage: Eukaryota; Viridiplantae; Streptophyta; Magnoliopsida; Solanales; Solanaceae
Product: small G protein signaling modulator 1-like
Exons: 12
Coding region: 207-2285 (692 amino acids)
Biological process (GO): activation of GTPase activity
Molecular function (GO): GTPase activator activity
Source: RefSeq, a predicted model, not a curated record
AACCCCAAAAUAAGGUUCAAAGAAAAGGGAAAAACAAAAACAAACGGCGAACGAUAAGAGUAAACACCAGAAUAGGCAUUUCUUUGUUAAUGGCCAAUCUGUUGUUUCACCGAUCUCCAUUCUUCAGUGCUCUCUAUUUUUGUUCAUUCUUUACUGAGACAAGUUAGAAGUUGUAAAGCUUGGUUAGAGAGAGUGAAAACUCGCACAUGAUGUCUUUUGACGGAGCUGAAAGGCCAUGGAAAUGUGGGAAAGGGGGUACUGUGAAUUUACAGAAAGUGACUUCCAUUGUUCGGGACAUUGGGGAACCUUGUCUUCACCAGUCAUCAAUAAAGAUGAGCAAAAUGCUUAAGCCUGACAGGUGGCAGACAAUCUUUGAGAAGGAUGGGAAGGUACAUGGUUUUAGAAAAGUGCUGAAAUUGAUCAUAUUAGGGGGUGUAGAUCCAGCUAUAAGACCAGAAGUUUGGGAAUUUCUCUUGGGCUGUUAUGCUUUGGGAAGCUCCGCUGAGUACCGAAAGCAGUUGAGGACUGCUAGAAGGGAACGCUACAGAGACCUCAUAAAGCAGUGCCAAGCAAUGCAUUCCAGUGUAGGAACUGGUUCCCUUGCUUAUGUUGUUGGGUCCAAGGUCAUGGACAUGAGAACAAGUUCCAAAGAUGAUUGCCAAAGAGAAGCUGAUGUCAAAAGUAGUCAAGCUUCUGAUGUAAAUACUGACAAUUUAUAUGGUUACAGUGAUUUUGAUAAUAAUUGUAUAGACACACCACAUACACAUCAAAAGGAAAGCUCUACUGAUUCCGGUGACCUUAUAAGUGCAAGGGGAAGCACAGAUGGGGCAGCAUUGUACUCUUUCUCUUCUGUGCCUACUUUGGGUCCAUACUACUGCCGAUCCACCGAACUUGGGGGUGAAGCAUGUCAAUCAGAAUCGGUAAAUGAGAACUAUUUUGAUUUUCCUGCCUUACCUGUGACUGAUUUAUUUGGAAAGAGUAUCAAAAAUAAAAAAGGUCAUAGGUCAUAUGGUAAGAGAAAUUUAGCAAGGCGUAAAUUGAAAUAUGGAGAAGACAAGAUGCACAGUUUCAGAAUAAAUAAUAAUGCAGAUCUAGUCGUAGAAGCAAAUGUUUCCUCAUAUGACGUGUCUCAUUCCCUGAACUCUGAAAUUGAGAGGGUUCAUCCUAAUGGGCCGGAUUCAGUGUCAUGGUCUGGAAAAUUCCAAGAACGUGAAACAGAGAUUCUUACCAAACUCAGAAUAUCUGAUGCACCCGACACACCAAAUAUGAAUGCGAGAACACCUCCAAGAGGUGGUUUCAAUGAUGAAAGAGUGUCGGAAUGGCUCUGGACAUUACAUCAGAUAGUUGUUGAUGUAGUCAGAACAGAUAGCCAUCUUGAAUUCUAUGAGGAUAGAAAAAAUUUGGCUAGAAUGUCAGAUAUCCUGGCUGUUUAUGCAUGGGUUGAUCCGGCAACGGGAUAUUGCCAAGGAAUGAGUGAUCUCUUGUCUCCUUUUGUUGUUCUGUUUGAGGAUAAUGCUGAUGCAUUCUGGUGCUUUGAGAUGCUUCUACGGAGAAUGCGUGAGAACUUUCAGAUGGAAGGGCCAACUGGUGUCAUGAAGCAAUUGGAAGCUCUAUGGCAUAUUGUGGAACUUACAGAUCGUGAAAUGUUUUCUCAUUUGUCAAGCAUAGGUGCUGAAAGCCUUCACUUCGCCUUCCGGAUGCUGUUGGUGCUCUUCCGCCGAGAAUUAUCUUUUAAUGAGGUUCUUUGUAUGUGGGAGAUGAUGUGGGCUGCAGAUUUUGAUGAAUCAGUUGCUUUUCGUCUAGAGGAGAACUGCCCUGAAAUAUUGGUCAUUCAGAUUCCAAAGGAAUCUGAGGCUGAAUCAGGAGAAGAAAUUGUUGAGAAUAACAAUAGUGAUUCAAAGGAUGACUCACCCUCUAAACAUGGAAGUGGAGAGCGUACUGUCUCUGCAAACAACGGGAUGAAGCUUUCCUUAGCUCAUCCAUUUUGUGGCCUUACAAAGAAUUUUUGGUCCAAAAGUAGUGGCAUGCACAGUGUUAAUAUAGUCUCAUCAACAAGAAGUACUGUUGAUGAAUUACCAGUUUUUUGUGUAGCAGCUAUUCUUGUCAUGAACCACCAGAAGAUCAUUAAACAAACUCACUCAAUUGAUGAUCUUAUAAAGAUAUUCAACGACAAUAUGUUAAAGAUUCGGGUCAAGAGGUGUGUACGGACUGCCAUCAAACUGCGGAGGAAGUACUUCUACAAGCUGAUUAAAGGUAGAAAUCCAGCAGCCCAAAAUGGUGACUGAGUGUUUGGACUCUUCCAUUUGUUUAGAUGGCAAGUCAGAUCUCUCAUGUGGAGUUGUUAACUGUAAUAUGAUUUUAGCGUUGGAGUGCGGAACAAUUAUCAGAUAUAGUUUUCUUUGGAGUUUAUACAGCAAUGUGGUUGGCAUUGAGUAUAUGUCCAUGCACUACCUUCACGCAAGGACUGUUUAGUUGCAUGUUUCAUUUACCUUGGUUGGUGAAUACAAUCAAGUGGUUAGGGAACACGAAAUUUUGCUGUCAUAAAGUUAGUGGCGAGGAUUAUGUAUCAGCAAUUUCGAUAAACUUGUCAGCAUUGAGAUGUCAGGGGAAAGUUUAAAGAGUUGAUGAGAAUUAGGAAUCCCCUUCAGACAAUAUUUCUGGAGGAAAAAAAAGAUUCUUUCAUAUCUUUGUUACCCAAUUUGUCUUCAAUCAUCACAAGUUAGAAACAGUAAGAAAGUAUAUAUUUAUCCGGGCCAAAUGUGUUGUACGAUACUUUAUAUGGGAACGUCCAUGCUCGUUAAUAUGCAAUCUCAGUGUAGGUUAUAGACCUCCCAUCUCGUUCAACGCAAUGGGACUGAAUGCUCUUCAGAGUAGGUUGCAUAUAACAUAUUGCUGUCAUCUCUCUUUCACACACACAUAGUAGUUGCUGAUCAACUACAAAAACAGAUUCAUAAAAGAACCUUCUAUUGUAACUUUGUUGGUGAUUAGUAUAUUCUUGUCCUUUUUCUGGUGUGAAUUUUGUUUUAGGUGAACA